AUGUCAGGUCGACAAGAGGGACCUUCACGUGCCGACCCAGUGACAGCCUGUACAUCAGCUCGAAAGUCAGGCAACUCGUUCGGUUCGUCGCCUCGAAGAACCACGAUUUCUGCUGCGCAUGAGGUGAAGGCGUUACGGAUGGAAGCCAAGCUACUGGACGAGCAGUUUACAGCGCUCUGUGCCAAGUGGCAAGCGGCGCUGCCCGAACGGGAAGUACUGCUGGCAGCUUGCACGGCUGCCAAGCAGAAGACCGUUACGGGGCAAGUCGAGCAGCUCAAUGCCCAGCUUAAGGACGAACUGCUGCAACAGCAGCUCUACUUUUCAGCGCUGCAGCAGAAACUCACGCAGGCGCCUGUGUGGUCGCACUCGGCCAUGUGUCAAGAGCUUUUCGGUCGCCUGCACGGGUACUUGCACCUCGUGGGAGUGGAUCUUGGGGAUCAUAAGAAGACCCUGCAAGCUCGAUUUGAAGUCGCGGUGCGGUUCGCACCUGACCUCGUGGACACAUUUACCUGUGAAUUCGUGCCCCUUACGUUACCGAAUUUGCCGUUUUCACGGACGAGCACAGCAGCGACGACGGUGCCAAAACCAGUGAAUGCAGGGGGAAGACUGGACGUGGACAACGGAUGUGGUACGCUCGUUUCGAACGUACUUGUGUGCAAAGCUCCAGACGAUGUCUGCAUCCCGCAGGUCUUUCAAACUCUGGUUGACAAACUUAAUCGUACCUCAAUCGAGCUCGAAAAUUGCCUUGAUGUGCUGUUUGAAGUCAAGAGUAAAGUCCAGGUCGGACCAUCCACGUACUACGCUCGCGUGGAGAGGAAGGAUGGCGAAAUGCGCGGAGCUUGUGCGAACCAAGCGUGGACCAGCAAGCUCGUGAGUGACGACUUGGCCGUGAUUGUGACAGAUUUUGUGGACGAAGAUGAUAGUGAAGUUGCGGAAGCAGCUCGAAGGAAAGGUCAGGAAGGUCAGGCCGGAAUCAAAGGUGUGCCAAUAAUGUCACUUAUUUCUGAGUCGAGUCUUCGCACGGAAACGUGCAUGGUGCUCACCAUCGCACGUGUGAUCGAUCCUGUGAAACAUGUUCCGAUUGUGCUCUUGCGUCGACUGCGCGUGCAUCGGUACAACUUGCCACCCGACUCGCCCGUGGUACAUCGCGAACUGCGUAAGCUGCUUCCGUAUUUCAACGGUGACUUCCACAUGACGAUGCUCAGUGAUGCAUACACCACCGUGAAGAAGGAAGGUCAAUUUUCGGUCGUUGGUACAGCAUGCGACCGUUCUAAUACGAAGGACGUGAAGGAGCUGGAGAAGGAUGAAGGAACGAACGGCAAUGAAGAUCAAGCAUUACCAAAUUCACGAUGA
Messenger RNA from Peronospora matthiolae, 1353 nucleotides. NCBI's taxonomy places the organism in Eukaryota, Oomycota, Peronosporomycetes, Peronosporales, Peronosporaceae. The record is from the annotation of a GenBank genome assembly.